This is a messenger RNA of Nerophis lumbriciformis (worm pipefish), 711 nucleotides long. NCBI's taxonomy places the organism in Eukaryota, Metazoa, Chordata, Actinopteri, Syngnathiformes, Syngnathidae. The record is from RefSeq and is a predicted model, not a curated record.
AUGACCGGAUUUCGCUUCAAUUUAUCACCACUGAAGGAGCCGUUGUGCUUCAUCAAACUAGUGGAGUGGCUCACGGCCAUAUUUGCUUUUGGAAGCUGUGUCAAUUUCUCUGCUGAGAACACCGUUUCCAUUUUCUGCGGUGAUGGCAAGAACGAGACGCUCCCCGCUAAGUUCCUCUAUCCCUUCAGAUUAAGCCAAGUGCCGUUGAUCAACGAUAACGGUACACUAUGUGACCGCGUAGUCAACGCCACGCACCUGGUGGGAGACUCGUCGUCUUCGGUCCAUUUCUUCGUCGGCGUGGGAGUCUUUUGCUUCUUGUACUGCAUGUUUGCCAGUUUAGUUUAUUUUGGCUACAUGCACAUUUACAAGAACUCCGAUUUGGGACCCAUUUUGGACAUGGUGAUUACGGUAGUCAUCGUUUUCCUGUGGCUGGUGUCUUCAUCCGCCUGGGCUAAGGGUUUGCAGAACGUAAAGGAUGCCACAGACACUGAUGGUAUCGGCGCCACCAUAGCAUUGUGCAAGGAGCAAAAUAUCACCUGCCAAGUCACCGAGUUCGCAAACGUGCGAGGGCUCAACGUGUCUGUGGUGUUUGGCUACCUCAACACAAUCGUGUGGGCCUUGAACACCUGGUACGUGUACAAGGAGACUCGCUGGUACUCGCAGAAAAAUUCGACCCAGACAGGACCGACGAGGCACCCGACAGCUAUCUAA